Monodelphis domestica (gray short-tailed opossum) is the source of this 1109-nucleotide messenger RNA. RefSeq names its product 6-phosphogluconolactonase (gene PGLS). Lineage: Eukaryota; Metazoa; Chordata; Mammalia; Didelphimorphia; Didelphidae. The record is from RefSeq and is a predicted model, not a curated record. Gene Ontology annotation, molecular function: 6-phosphogluconolactonase activity. Gene Ontology annotation, biological process: carbohydrate metabolic process; pentose-phosphate shunt.
CUUCCGCCCAAACCGGCCCCACUUCCGCCCGGUCGCCGAGGACGCGCCCCACGCCGCGCUCUGCCGGCUCUCGCACCCGCGACACUGCUGCCGCCGUCACCGUCGCGAUGCCGGGGUCGGGAUCCCGCCUUAUCUCGGUGUUCCCCAGCCCGCAGGAGCUGGGUGUGUCGCUGGCGCAGCUGGUGGUGCAGCGAGCGGCGCAAAGCCGGGCUGGGGCCGGGGGCGCGGGGGAUGGUGCUCGUUUCUCACUCGGGCUCUCGGGCGGUAGCCUAGUCCAGCUACUGGCUCAAGAGCUGCCUGCGGCCGCAGCCCCCGCUGGCCCCGCCGCCCCCGCGCACUGGACGCUGGGAUUCUGCGAUGAGCGCCUCGUGCCCUUCGACCACGCGGACAGCACGUUCGGCUUGUACCGGACUCAUCUUCUUUCAAACCUGCCCAUCCCAGAGAGCCAGGUAAUCACCAUCAACCCUUCGCUCCCAGUGGAAGAGGCUGCCUCAGACUAUGCAGAGAAGCUUCGAGAAGCCUUUCAAGGGGACACAAUUCCAGUUUUUGACCUGCUGAUUUUGGGGAUCGGACCUGAUGGGCACACGUGUUCCCUUUUCCCUGAUCACCCACUCCUUCAGGAAAAGGAAAAAAUUGUUGCCCCCAUCAGUGAUUCCCCAAAGCCACCCCCUGAGAGGGUGACCCUCACUCUGCCUGUACUGAACGCUGCACGAAUGGUGGUGUUUGUGGCCACCGGAGAAGGCAAAGCGGCUGUUUUGAAGCGCAUCCUGGAAGGUAAUGAGGAGAAUCCACUUCCUGCUGCACUUGUGCAACCCCACACGGGGCGGCUGUGCUGGUUCCUGGAUGAGGCUGCCGCCAAAGAGCUGACCAUUCCAUUCGAGAAGCAUUCCAUUUUGUAGCCAGAUGGGCUCAGAUGUGCCAGACUCAGAGUUGACCUCUGCACACUGCUCCCCUCUUUUUCUCCCCGAUCUUUUUACAAAGACCUGCGGGCGUGGGGGCAUCGGUCCUCUCUCCUGGGGAGCGAGUGAGCGAGCCUGAGAACAGGCUCAUGAACUUCAUACGGUCUCUCUUCUGUGACCACCCAAUAUUAAAGUGUGAAUUUAAGCCUG